Messenger RNA from Eruca vesicaria subsp. sativa (arugula), 1395 nucleotides. The record is from the annotation of a GenBank genome assembly. NCBI's taxonomy places the organism in Eukaryota, Viridiplantae, Streptophyta, Magnoliopsida, Brassicales, Brassicaceae.
ACACAAGCAAUAUUCAAUCUUACCGUCUGUUCUCUCUCACUCUCUAUACGAUGGCAGGGAAGUGUACUUUGGCAAGUGUUCUAGGGUUAUUUUUGGUAUUUACACUUUUCCACAACCCUCUCAUCGUUGCCGGACAAAAUAUCCCGGCGGUGGCUUUGUUCACUUUCGGUGACUCCAACUUCGACGCCGGAAACAAACAGACUCUCACCCAAUCAAACGUUGCCCAACAGUUCUGGCCGUACGGUAAAUCCAGAGAUGACCCUAACGGCAAAUUCUCCGACGGAUUCAUCGCUCCUGACUUCGUCGCAAAAUUCAUGGAUAUUCCGAUCCAAAUCCCGGCGGCGCUUAAGCCAAACGUCAAUGUUUCACGUGGAGCUAGUUUCGCCGUGGCUGAUGCUACUCUUCUCGGAGCUCCGGUGGAAUCGUUGACUUUAAGUCAACAAGUGAGGAAAUUCAAUCAAAUGAAAGCAGCAAACUGGGGUGACGACUUCAUCAAGAAGUCAGUGUUUAUGAUAUACAUUGGUGCUAACGACUACUUGAAUUUCACCAAGAACAACCCUAACGCCGAUGCAUCUGCUCAACAAGCUUUCGUCACUUCAGUGACAAACAAGUUAAAGAAUGAUAUCAGCUUGUUGUAUUCAUCAGGAGCUAGUAAGUUCGUGAUCCAAACCUUAGCACCAUUGGGUUGCUUACCGAUAGUUAGACAAGACUACAAAACCGGAAUGGAUCAAUGCUACGAACCUCUCAACAAUUUGGCUAUACAACACAACGAGAAAAUCGGACCAAUGUUAAACGAAAUGGCUCGAACCACUCCCGGUUUCCAGUUUACUGUCUUUGAUUUCUACAAUGUCAUACUUCGUAGGACGCAGAGAUCCUUCAACUACCGGUUUUUUGUGACGAACGCAUCGUGCUGCGGUGUUGGGACACACAAUGCUUAUGGUUGCGGUUUUCCUAACGUUCACUCCAAGCUAUGCGAGUACCAACGAUCUUACUUAUUCUUUGAUGGGCGUCACAAUACCGAGAAAGCACAAGAAAUGUUCGGUCAUCUUCUUUUUGGAGCUGAUCCAAAUGUGAUCCAACCCAUGAACGUACGCGAGCUCGUUGUUUACCCAGUUGACGAACCUAUGCGUGAGGAAUGGUUACCUACAACGUCAGCUACGGUCCAAGCCAGCAGCUCUAGCUCGCCACUAAGCCGCGGUUACGAGUUCUACUGAGUCUUUCUAUAAACCAGAUCUGGUUUUCAGAAAACCGGAAUCGUAAUGUUUUCAGUUUGUAAUUUCUUUUUCAUAUUGUUCGAGUGAGUUUCCAUCUAUAAUAAAAGAUUGCUCAUUGCAACUCUUACCACGUAUUGGACUGAUUAGAGAGUGAAUCAAUCUAUCGAUCAUUUACGCAAAU